Messenger RNA from Dendrobium catenatum, 1476 nucleotides. Its product is annotated as UBX domain-containing protein 1. NCBI's taxonomy places the organism in Eukaryota, Viridiplantae, Streptophyta, Magnoliopsida, Asparagales, Orchidaceae. The record is from RefSeq and is a predicted model, not a curated record. The transcript is spliced from 11 exons. Bases 393 to 1331 code for a protein of 312 amino acids. Gene Ontology annotation, molecular function: protein binding.
AAAUUCGCCGAGCUUACACCAUGGAGCGUCACAACAAAGGCCUCUCGAUAAACAAAAUCAGGAAGAUCAAAGGGGAAGGAAAGGUAUAAAUUCUGGAGAAUAUAAACACAAUUACAAGAGAGUAAUGAAGCGGCGCAAAGGAAACUAGAGCCGGUCCAUUAAAGAUUGGGAAAGCAUUUUUUUUUAUUUUUACCACGGAAUCUCUCCUUAGGAAUGCUUCCGGCCAUCGUCUCGAUCUUCCUUUCCCCCUUUUCCCUUCCUUUAAGAUGCGAAGAUCAUGGACCCUUUUUAAUGAGCCUAAUCGAGAAGGAGAUCAUUGGAGCGGAGGAUAUAAUAGCUUCUCUUGGACGAAGAGCUUGCGUGCGACGUCCGAAAGCAAUUAGAUUGGAGCAAUGGCUGCCCUGGGAAUUGACAAAAGAAUGCUUCGAGAACUUGAGUCCAUGGGAUUCCCAACCAUCCGUGCAACAAGAGCACUUUAUUAUUCCGGUAAUUCUAGCAUCGAAGAUGCCAUCAAUUGGGUCUUAGAGCAUGAAGGUGACUCAGACAUUGAUCAUAUUCCUAAGUUUCAGGUGCCUAUUGACAUACAAAUUGAAUCUGGCGAACCAUUACAUACAGGAGAAGACAUGGAGAUGAAAUUGAAAGAUCUAAGGGAGCAAGUACGGAAAAAGAGAGAAGAUGAUGAAAGAAGGAUGGAAAGAGAACAAGAGAAGGAGAGAAUAAGAAGGGGUAAACGGCUGAUGGAAGAUAAACGCAGUGAAAAGGAGAACGAAAGACAGCGAAUAAUUGCCUUCCGAAAAGCAGAAAAGGAGGAGGAAAUGAGGGCCAGACAGAAGAUUCGCCAGCAACUGGAACUGGACAAGGCAGAAAGGAGGAGGAAGCUUGGAUUGCCACCUGAAAAUCCUAGAACUGGAAAACCCACACCACUUCCCAUACGAGAAGGGAACGCAAUUAAGGGUCCAAAAUCCGUCAUUCCUUCCAUGGAGGAAACCCUGAAAGAUUGUCUAAGAUCUCUCAAGAAGAACCACAAGGAUGAUGAUGCUAAAGUGAAGAAAGCAUUCCAAACACUCCUUACAUAUGUGGCGAACGUGGUAAGAAAUCCAGACAAUGAGAAAUAUAGGAAGAUCAGACUUAGCAACCCGUUAUUUCAGGAUCGAGUGGCGAAAUUCAAAGAAGGCCUUGAGUUUCUUGAGCUCUGUGGAUUCCAUAAACUGGAAGGUAACGAGUUCUUGUAUAUGCCACGGAGCAAGGUAGAAAUGACAAUUCUAAACUCAGCUGGAUUGGCAUUGAACUCAGCCCUCACAAACCCUUACUUUGGAAUGCUAUCACUGUAGUGCCAGUUUAAUAUGUACUGCAAUGGUUUAGGAUAACAAAGAAGAAACACAAAUAUUAUUCUUGUUCAGCUAUUUUCUUUGUAAUGAAUUCAAAAGGAUAAGGUAUUGGCUCUCUAUUUAAGAUUAUAAGUUUGCUUUUCAACCA